This is a messenger RNA of Corvus hawaiiensis (hawaiian crow), 1470 nucleotides long. RefSeq names its product phospholysine phosphohistidine inorganic pyrophosphate phosphatase (gene LHPP). Gene Ontology annotation, biological process: dephosphorylation. Bases 18 to 821 code for a protein of 267 amino acids. The record is from RefSeq and is a predicted model, not a curated record. Gene Ontology annotation, molecular function: phosphatase activity; inorganic diphosphate phosphatase activity. Lineage: Eukaryota; Metazoa; Chordata; Aves; Passeriformes; Corvidae. Gene Ontology annotation, cellular component: cytosol. The transcript is spliced from 7 exons.
GGCGGAGCGGAGCGGCCAUGGCGAGCUGGGGCUGGGCCCGGGCGGUGCGGGGGCUGCUGCUCGAUGUCAGCGGGGUCCUGUACGACAGCGGUGCCGACGGCGGCGUCCCCAUCGCCGGCUCGGCCGAGGCCGUGCGCAGGAUCAAAGCCUCUGGGCUGAAGCUGCAGCUCUGCACCAACGAAACCCAAGCAACCCGGGAGAAUUUCGUGAGGAAGCUGCGGGCCAUGGGCUUCGACGUCUCGGUGGCCGAAGUGACGGCGCCCGCGCCGGCCGCCUGUCGCCUGCUGAAGGAGCGUGGCCUGAGGCCACACCUGCUGGUGCACGAUGAUCUUAUCCCUGAGUUUGCUGAGAUUGAUAAGACAAACCCGAACUGCGUGGUUCUUGGAGAUGCAGCAGAAAACUUCACCUAUGCAAACCUUAAUAAGGCUUUCCAACUUCUGAUUGGGAUGGAGAAGCCUGUUUUGAUCUCCCUUGGAAAAGGACGCUACUAUAAAGAAACCGAUGGUCUGAAACUUGAUGUUGGAGCAUAUAUGAAGGCAUUAGAGUAUGCUUGUGAUAUCCAAGCUGAGGUUGUGGGGAAACCAGCAAAAAGGUUUUUUGAGUCAGCCCUGGCAGAGCUGGGAGUUCCACCAGAGCAGGCCAUCAUGAUCGGGGAUGACAUCGUGAGUGAUGUCGGGGGAGCCCAGCAGUGCGGGAUGAGAGCGCUGCAGGUGCGGACCGGCAAGUACAGGCCUUCCGAUGAAAACCACCCCGAGGUGAAGCCUGACGCCUACGUGAACAACCUGGCUGAGGCUGUGGACAUCAUCCUCCGGCAGCUGUAAAUCCCAGCAGGAGCAGGGAUGAGCCCUCACGGGCAGCCCCUCCGUGGAACCACUUCAUCCUCUCCCAGCUCCACCUCACCGUAGUGAGCCCAGCGCAGCCUUGCCCAGGGUGGUGGGCAGCCGCCUGCUGAAACAUUUCAUGUAGUGGUUCUAAAAUGACCUACUGACCUCAUCCAAGGGAGCAUCAAACCUGCUGUCCUCUGGCCGGUCUUGAAUGUCCUGAGGCCCCUUGGUGCCUGUGAGGGGCCUCAGCCUCCUUGGGGUGAUGCUGGGGAGCUGUUCCCCCUUUUUAUCUUUGCUCACACUGGGGACCCAGCCUGGAGGUGGGAAAUGGGGGAACCCAGGCACCCCCUCAUGGAUGGAUUUACCUGCUUAACCCACAUGUCCUGAACCUUUUGGAGUGCCUGAGAUGGGAUGGGGGAUGUCCUUGGGGGCGAUGCAGGCCACCAAGGCCCGGGGUCCUGUGUGUGCCUUGGGUGGCACAGAAACCCUGGGGAGGGGAACAGCCCCACAUGCCUUGGCAAGGCAGUGACCGUGGUUCUGCCAGGAUUAGCCCGUCUGGAACAGCCCUGGGUGAGGGCACAGGAAUCAAGUAACACAUUAGGGACUAAAUGCACCAUCCUGUCAGGAAUAAACCCUGUCCUUUGGA